AUGCUAAGAAGUUCUUAUAAUAAUGAAAAGGCAAGUUGUGUUAAUAUAAAAGUUAUAGUGAGAUGCAGACCUUUAAAUGAAAAAGAAAAAAAUGAUAUAAAUAAUGAAGAAGUAGUUAAAAUAAAUAAUAAUGAAGUUAUAGUAACAGUUAAUAGAAAUAAUGAAAUUUAUGAAAAAAAAUAUAGUUUUGAUUAUGCUUGUGAUAAGAAUGUAGACCAGAAAAUGUUAUUUAACAAUUAUAUUUUUCAAAUAGUUGAUGAAGUUUUGGAAGGAUUUAAUUGUACAUUAUUUUGCUAUGGGCAAACAGGCACAGGAAAAACAUAUACAAUGGAAGGAAAAAUAUUAGAACUUUUGAAAAAUUCUGAUAAUAAAAAAUUAGAUUUAAAUGAUAGUAUAAAUAGUGAUAUAAAUUGCUAUUAUGAAUUAUGUGAAAAUGAUGAUACUGGUAUUAUUUUUAGAGUUACUAAAAGAAUAUUUGAAAUAUUAAGUAAACGAAAAGAAGAAAAAAGUAAAAAAUUUGAAGAAAAAAAUAAUAAUAUAAAGAAUAUAGAAAUUAUGAAUAGAGAGGAAACAUUUAUGGAAGUAAAUAAAUCAGAAAAUAAAGAUUCGAAUAGUAUUGAUAUAUAUAAUAUAGAGAAAAAUGUAUAUGAUUUUAACAUAAAAGUAAGUUAUUUAGAAAUUUAUAAUGAAGAAUUGUGUGAUUUAUUAAGUUCUACAAGUGAAACAAAUAAAUUAAAAAUUUAUGAAGAUACAACUAAUAAAAAUAAAGGAUUAAAUGUAGAUAAACUGGAAGAAAGAACUAUAAAUUCUUUUGAAGAAAUAUAUUAUAUAAUAUGUUCUGCUAUUAAAAAAAGAAGGACAGCUGAAACAUCUUAUAAUAAAAAAUCUAGUAGAAGUCAUUCAAUAUUUACAAUAACUUUAAUCAUGAAAGAUUUAAAUAGUGAUGGAGAAAGUAUAACAAAAAUAGGUAAAUUAAAUUUGGUUGAUUUAGCUGGAAGUGAAAAUGCAUUAAAAAGUUCAUUUGGUAAUUUAAAAAUAAGACAACAAGAAAGUUGUAAUAUUAACCAAUCUUUAUUAACUUUAGGUAGAGUAAUUAAUGCUUUAAUUGAAAAUUCAUCAUAUAUUCCAUAUAGAGAUUCAAAAUUAACUAGAUUAUUACAAGAUUCAUUAGGAGGAAAAACGAAAACAUUCAUAGUAGCAACGAUUUCUCCUUCUUCUUUAUGUAUUGAUGAAACGUUAAGUACUCUUGAUUAUGUUUUUAGAGCUAAAAAUAUUAAAAAUAAACCAGAAAUUAAUGUAAAAACUACUAAACAGUUGAAAAUAAAAGAUUUAAAUAACGAAAUUGAAAAAUUAAGAAAUGCUUUAAACUUAAGUAGAGAAAAAAGAGGUGUAUAUUUAGAUAAUGAAGAAUAUAAUAAUAUUCAAAAUUCUCUUAAAAAAAAUAAAGAAAUAAUUUUACAAAAAGAAAAAAUUCUUUUUGAAAAAAGUAAAAAAAUUAAAACAUUAUUAAGCAAAAUGGAUUAUACUGAUGAUAUGCAAAACCAAAUUAUAAAUUUAAUGAAAGAUGUUCUCUCUAAAUAUAAAAAUAUUCAAUCAUUACAUGAAAUUUUGAUAAACAAAAUGGUUGAAGAAAAAUACAUCACACAAUUUUUAAUCAAUGAACUUCAUAUUAUGGAAGAAAAGUAUUAUAAUAACAUAAAACAUUAUAGAGAAUCGCAAAAAAAAAUAUCUUCUUUUAUAAAUGAAAAUUUCGUUAAUUUAAAAAAAAAUAUCCAACAUGAUAAUUCAUCCAUAAAUGAAAUUUGUAAAAAUGUUAUUCAAAUAUUAGUAGACACAAAAAAACAUAUUUUAGAAAAUAAACAAUUAUUGAUUAAAUCAAUUAAGGGAUUUCAUAAAUUAAACAGUGAUUUAUAUUUUAAGAAAAAAGAUCUUAUUAAUUUUGUUUUAGAUCAUUUAGAUAUCAUUCAAAAAUAUGAUCAAAAUUAUAUAUUUAUAAUUGAAAAAAUUAAAAAAAAUAUAUUAACAUGCAAAAUUAAAUUAUUUACAAAUAAUCAUUUGUUAUCUUUACAUAAUUUUAAAAAUAAAGAAAUAACAUCAGAAUUUCUUUUUGGUGAUUAUUUUUCAGAAAAAAUAGAAAAUACAAUUUUAAAAAGAAACGAAAAUAUAUCUAGUAUAGAUAAAAAAGAGUCUAACGAAUAUGAGAAUAAUGAUCUAAAAACUUUAAAAAAUGAAAAAAAUAUUGAAAUUUCAUUAAAUGGUAUAAAAAAUGAUAAUGAAAUUGUUGAUUAUAAAUCAAAUGAAGUUUUAUCAAAUGAAGUUUUAUCAAAUGAAUGUGAUAAUUUAAAAUUAAAAUCAUCUCUUACAAAAAAUAAUUUAAUUAUUUUAAAAGAAUUAACAUUAAAUAAUGAAGGUAUUGAUAUAUUAGAAAAAAUUGACAAUUAUUUUUCAAUAGAUGAAAUAAAUACAGAAUCUUUAAUUGAAUGUAUUAAAAAUAUAAGUAAUUUAUUUCAUAUUUUUCUUAAAUCUUUCAAUUUUUAUUUUAAGAAGAAUAUAGAUGAAAAAACUAACCUUUUGAAUACAGAAAAAGAAAAUAUUGAAUAUCUCAUUGAAAAUUUUGAUAACGGUUAUAAAACACUUGAAGAAAAUCUAAGUAAUAAAAAAUGCAAAAUUAUAAAUAAUUAUAAGACAAAAAUAAAUGAAGAAAUACAAUUAUUCCAAGAUAAGGUUUUGGAAGAAAUAAAAAUUGUGAUAUCAAAAAAUGUUGAUAAUAUUAACAAAAAAAUUAACACUAAUUUAGAAUCAUUGAAUAAUGAACUAAACAAGGAAGCUAAAAGAGAUUAUAAAGAUUUUUUUAUGAGUUCAUUGAAAACAUUAAAAACUUUUUUAUGUGAUUAUAACGAAAAAACUAUAAAUUUUCAUAAAGAGUAUCACAAUUUAAAUGACGAAUUUUAUGAAAAAGUUGAAAAAUAUUAUUCAAUUUUAGAUGAUAUUUUAAUAGAUUUAAACAAAAAAUUUAUUGAUGAAGAAGGUCAAAUCAAAAAUAAUAUUAAAAAUAUUUUUAAUAUUUACAAUAAUUUAGUAGAUAAAAAUAAUAAAGCUAUUGAUAAGAUAGCAGAACAAUUUGAUCAUCAUACAAAUACUAAUAUAAAAGAAAAAGAGCAACUUUAUGAAAUUAUAUCAAAAAAAAUUCUACAAGAGAAAAAUGAAGUUUUAGAAGAAGAACAAGCAAAUAUUCACGCCUUAAAAUCAAAUGAAAAUAUAAAAAUAUACAACAACUUAUUUAUAGAAAAUAUAGAAAAGUGUAACAUACAUAUAAAUGAUUUAAUUGAAAAUCUAAAAAAAGAUUAUUUUCAAGAUGUUAAUAUCAUUUCAAAUGAUGAAAUAGAAAAUAAGGAAGAAAUGAAAAACAUAAAUGAAGAAAUUAAAAAAAUACGAAGUUCUAUUAAUUCAGAUUUUAUCAAUUUAAAUAAUGAUGGAGAAAAAAAUGAUUUUCAUUAUAGUGAUUAUGUAUAUAAUGAUAAUAAAUAUUUAGAAAUAAAAAAAAAUUUGCUAAAAGAAAUAGAAGAUAUUUCAUUUAGUAGAAAUAUCGAUUUUAAAUGUUUAUUUGAAAAAAUCAAUGAAAAUUUAAAUUUUAUUAUUAAGGCUAAUGAAUUUCCAAAAAGUAAAAAUUUAAGUGGUGAAUAUAUAUUUAACGUAAAUAGUUCUACCAAUUUAUAUAAUAACAAUUGUAAUAAUUCUUUUAAUGAAUACACAAAUAACCAAAAAACUAACAUGCAUAUAUCAAUAAAUAAUGAUUAUAAUUUCGAAAAUGAAAAAAUAAAAAAUUAUAAUGAUUUAAAUAAAAUAGAAACUGAAAAUGAAAAUACUAAUUAUCAAUACUUAAAAGAAGAUAAAAAUACAAGUUAUAACGAAAAUAUUAAUACAAAUGUAAAUCUUAUUAAUACGAAUGUAAAUUCUAUUAAUACAAAUGUAAAUCUUAUUAAUACAAGUGUAAAUUCUAUUAAUACAAAUGUAAAUUCUAUUAAUACAAGUGUAAAUUCUAUUAAUACAAGUGACAUUAAAUAUCCUACAACUAAAAUAAAAGUUAUUGAAAAUAGUAACACGAAAAAAAAUUCUCCCACAUUAAAAAGAUUAAAAGAAGAUAAUUAUAAAAAUAGAAAAUUUAAACUACCAAGAAGAUCAAAAAAUUAA
Messenger RNA from Plasmodium gallinaceum, 4191 nucleotides. RefSeq names its product kinesin-5, putative (gene KLP3). Gene Ontology annotation, molecular function: ATP binding; plus-end-directed microtubule motor activity; microtubule binding. Gene Ontology annotation, biological process: microtubule-based movement. NCBI's taxonomy places the organism in Eukaryota, Apicomplexa, Aconoidasida, Haemosporida, Plasmodiidae. The record is from RefSeq and is a predicted model, not a curated record. Bases 1 to 4191 code for a protein of 1396 amino acids. The transcript has 2 exons.